UAAUUACACCGUUUAGUUGUCCCUCGUUUUGUUAAUAAGUUUACGUGCUAAAUAUGGCAUAUUAUGCUUCAUUAUGUGAUGAUAAACUCUUAAGAGUAUGAGUGAAAAAUCAGUAUUCAGCAGUACAAAGCAGAACUAAUGUAAAAUAUGGGAUAAUUUGACUGCGAUGCCUUCUCUUGCUGUCAUGGCUUCUAAGAAGGAAGUACCACAGGAAUUGUCUACAGCUCCUUUUGAUCCACGAUUUCCAAAUCAGAACCAGACUAGGUACUGCUGGCAGAGCUACGUCGACUACCAUCGAUGCCGGAAAUUGAAAGGAGAAGAUUAUGCACCAUGCGAUUAUUUCCGCAAAUGCUAUGAAAGUCUUUGCCCUUUUGCUUGGGUUGAAAAGUGGGACACUCAGCGAGAAGAAAACCGGUUCCCAGGAAAAAUUUAGUCAUGUUACGCGACCAUGUUAUACCUGCAGAUGUGACUUAAAACUUCAUUAGUUGGGACAGUUCUAGUUAAAGGUGGUUAUGCCAUCAGAGUAGUGGUUUCUAAGGUAACAAAUAAUAUUAAGGUUUUUUUUUGUUUCCACACUACACUUUGAGUGUAUUUCACAUCUUAUGCAAAUGUGGUAACUCAGAUUUUUUUAAAUAUAGAAUAUUCAUCAGUCUCCGAGAUGUGGAAGUAGUUGUAUAAAUGAAUAACCACCUAAUUCAGUAAUUAAAUCCUCCAUAAAAUGUGUAUAUUUUCUUUUUUAAGUAUUGUGAAGUUAUUUGACAUAUGCCAAAAUAUUAAAUGGAACUUUACUGUUUAGUAAAACUUGAUUACCGAGCAAAAAAUUUACUGUACUUUGUAAAUGUUGAUCUCUGAUUUGAGGACCACUAUUCGUAGUAUCCAGUUGUUUUCUCAAACCAUUUGAUCCCAAUCCCUCCCAUAGGAAUUUCACCCAAGAAAUAUUCUCAGAAUUGUAACUCUAAUGCCCAUUAAACUUGAGGUUCCUGUGUAGUAGUUGACCUUCAGAGUAGAGAUUUAAGUUCUACUAAUUAAUGCAAAAAUCCCAUUAUGUUUUGUAUGGCAGGUGUUAAGAAUGGUUAAAUAUUUGCUGAGACUCACGAAAUUGAGGUUUUUUGUUAAUAUGGCUCUUUUAGAUUGAUUUAUAUUUGUGGGCCUCUUUUGUAAUUGUAUCUGUACUGUGACUUCUGGUUUUCACACAAAUACACUGCUUGCUACACUGUA
Molecule: messenger RNA, 1218 nt
Organism: Zootermopsis nevadensis
Lineage: Eukaryota; Metazoa; Arthropoda; Insecta; Blattodea; Termopsidae
Gene: COX6B
Product: Cytochrome c oxidase subunit 6B
Cellular component (GO): respiratory chain complex IV; mitochondrion
Source: RefSeq, a predicted model, not a curated record